AUUGGUCUACCUGAAAUAGGGGACCGUUAUCGCCGCUAUUUUUCUUUGCACUGUUAUUUUACGGCCGGGAUCCGCUGCUAUUAGCGGUGGCGGACGGCGGUAUUUGCAACCCUGCAAACAUUGUUUCGUUUCGUCAAUUCUAAUUGCUUCGACUUUGAGCGAAAGAGAUACAUAUGCCAGAAAGCAAGGCGGUGAUUGGUCUGAAAUGGGAACCAAAGCUUCCUGGUUUGCCUUUGCCAUCUACAACCACCUCUGUUUCUGGUUCUGGAUCCUUUUCUAAAUCCCAGAAUGAGCCCCAAAGCACUUCCCUUUGGAAACCCAACCAACAACUUGUCAACGGUCUCUUUGUACCACCUAAUGAUCCUUCAAAGGUUAAUAAAUUGCUUAGAAAGCAAGUCAAGGACACCGCCGGCUCUGCCUGGUUUGAUAUGCCUGCCCCAACUCUCACCCCGGAGUUGAAGAAAGAUCUUCAAUUACUCAAGUUGAGGGGAGCCAUUGAUCCAAAAAGACACUAUAAGAGGGAUUCAAAAUCCAAAGCACUGCCCAAGUACUUCCAGGUGGGAACCGUGGUAGAAUCCGUGACAGACUACUACUCAGGUAGAAUGACAAAGAAUGAGAGGAAGGCAACCCUAGCAGAUGAGCUGCUUUCUGAUCCAGCUGUUAGGCAAUACAGGAAGCGCAAGGUUCGGGAGAUAGAAGAACGUAAUCGACCAGCUGGAAAUGACAAAUGGAAGAUAAAAGGUAGUCGAACAUUCAAGCGUGCAAAGAAGAGAAGGCAUUGAUGGUUCCUUACUAUAUGUCGUCUUGAAAAUUUUGACCCUUGUGGAUUAUACUAGUGCAAGUUUAUGUGUCAAAUCCCAUGAAACAAGUGGAGUCUAUCUGGUUGUUUUAAGUGUUGUAGGU
Molecule: messenger RNA, 903 nt
Organism: Hibiscus syriacus
Lineage: Eukaryota; Viridiplantae; Streptophyta; Magnoliopsida; Malvales; Malvaceae
Product: rRNA-processing protein fcf2-like
Exons: 5
Coding region: 174-782 (202 amino acids)
Biological process (GO): RNA processing
Cellular component (GO): nucleolus
Molecular function (GO): RNA binding
Source: RefSeq, a predicted model, not a curated record